Anopheles moucheti is the source of this 2395-nucleotide messenger RNA. RefSeq lists its product as uncharacterized. The record is from RefSeq and is a predicted model, not a curated record. The transcript has 3 exons. The coding region runs from base 1 to 2226 and encodes 741 amino acids. NCBI's taxonomy places the organism in Eukaryota, Metazoa, Arthropoda, Insecta, Diptera, Culicidae. Gene Ontology annotation, molecular function: DNA binding.
AUGGAAAACCAUCAUUCUGGCCUUAAAUCGAGAACAAAUUCAAUCCAUACCACACCAUCGGGCGAUGUAGUGUCAUUUUAUUCGAUAAAAAGUGAUCCUUACGGUGCGACGGAAUCUGGAAUGCAGCAGACAAUUAACGCAUCUAGUCAAUCGUCAAUGGAAAUAUCGAACUCUUCGUACAACGGUGAGAUGGAUCAGUCAAGGAGCGUCAGUACGUGUUCCAGCGUGAUUCAUCCAAAUACCGGGAGUUUUGUUGAAUCUGUUGAUUCAAGUGGUACAAUCGUCACAUCUAGCAGUGUUCCAGUCGAGAGUCGGGCCGUAUCCAAAUAUCAGCAACACCACCACUCACAGGCCCAACCUUCCACCCUGCUUAAGAACGAGGAAUCGUUGAAGCGUACACAACCAUCGCCUUGUUGGGCUUUGAUCGAAUGGGAAACUUCAAACGGGGAACCGAGUUCGUACACCGUGAUAAACUCAUCGCAGAUCGUUGAAAUUUCACGUGAAAACAGUCGAUCAGAUGAGGAGAAUGGCCAGCAGAUGAGAGACUCGGCUCUAUACACCGGGAAGCUAAUUCACGUGCUACGGGGCAGAUACAUUAUGCCAGCAACGAUCGUGAUCAUAUCAGAGGAUAGACAAUUUCUCGAAACGGAGCUGCACGAGCUGAGAAUGAUGGCCGCCAACAAUUUAAUUGCCAAAUCAAUCCCACAGACACAGCCUUAUCGAAAGCUGGGAAUGCCAACACUAAAGCAGUAUGGCAGAGCUUCUCAGGCAGUUACAAUGCAAUCGCAGCAGAAUACAAUUCCAACGUCACCAGAAAAUAUCACGAGCACUAAACGGCAGCGCUGCGAUUCUGGUUCAUCUAGCUCGGUGAAGGAAAUUGAAGCCAGGGUGUCAUCUGCGUGCGUUCAGGGAGCAGUACAAGAAGAAACUAGACAUUCGUUUAAUGGCGACAUUUCCUACCAGAAGGUAUUGCCACCGCUUAAGCCAGCGGCCGCACGAUUCAAUAGAAGCGAUUCUGCAACCAAACCGGCGCCACCGAUGACCUUUGAUCAGCAAACACAAACCACCGGUGCAUCAUCCGAUGUAACUGCAUCUUACGACGCAAAGUUCGUGCGUAUUUUGUCGUACCUCGAGAGCGUAAUGGCGGAGCAAAAGGGAUAUCGGAUGGAGAGUGAGUACAAUCGGAAGCUUUUGCACGAACUUCAGGAGAAGAUUUCCGAGCAACACGAAAUGCUACGGAACGUUCAAAAACGUGUGGCUGAAACGAAGCACACCACUCCAUCGAAAGCGAACCCCGAAUCGCAAGCUACUCAGUCUUCAUCGGGCGAUAUAUUGAUAGAGGAGGUUGUUGAACAAUAUUCAUCGGAGCCUGGUGUGGGGUCAAACACCAUGGUCAUAGACUCAUACGAGACUUCCAACGGGGACCAUCUUGUGAUGAACAGCGUAAUCGACUCCGACCAACAAUGGAAAACGCAUGACGACACCAUAGCAGAAGAACAGCAAACCAGCAACAGUAACCAUAGCUGGACGUCUUCCAACAACAAUAGAACUCAAACACUAGAUUACCCCACCAGAAGUAGCACCAUAUCCCAACCCAUGGACAAAUCGUCGGAAGUAACAUCAAAAACUUCCAUGUUAGAGGUCAAAAAACACGAUGAAACCGUUGUAUUAAGCACGAACCAAACCCACUCAAACUCAGCAAAGAUGGUACACGAAUUGAUAAAUAAUGAUUGGGACGAUUCCAUGCAGGAGAAUGAAAGGAACAACAACCAAAAACAAGGGAAAAAUGUUACAACUAUGUCCAGCACAAGGAUGGUAGCGAUUGGAAGCAACAACACGAUGGUGUGUAGCACCGUGCUUGAGAACAUCAAAUGGGUGAGUUACAAGUAUGCGACGCGUAAGUUAUUGCAGGCAGUAAUCCCACGGAAUGUGUUGGCAACGCACUCGCUCAGCGGACGACCCUGUCCGUCGCAUCUUUCAUUCACCGAUAAACCGGUCAAGGGACGGCUUGAUCCGAACAUAGUGGCUGAUGUUAUAGAGUUUAUCAGGCAAAAGUUCACCAUAGACGAAAGCCAUGUGCGGGCGGUGAUUACGAACAAAUGUGCGGAUGAGAACAAAAUGCUACGGAUGAAGAAUAGUACCACCAAGCAAGCGAGUGUUAAGAAAACUGCACUGGCCAGCACAAGAAAGACGCGCAACAAGGAAAACGUUUCAUCAACAGAUUAGUGCAAAUGAAGAGUUUUGUUUGCGAUAAGCGACUCUCGUUUAGUUAAAACAUAUUUAUAUAAGCUUACUCACCUGUUGGAAUAUCAAGAUAUGUACUGUAUAAACAUUACAGGGCUUGUUUCGUUUUACCAAAUAAUAGUUGACUGGCACUACUCUUUAUCGGAGCGCA